CGCACGACAAGCAGACGAGAUGUUAACCAGUGAAAAGCCUCCUGCUCCGUUUUUGUCCGAUGUGGGGUUGAUCGUCGAAGACAGAGAUAUUGUUCAAACAGAAGUACGUUUACCUGUAGUGUUUUAUUAUUGUUUUCUGCAAAGCGACUGAAGCUUUCUGCGGAUUUCAUUUUUUUAUUUUAUGGUGUGUGUGCGAUGCGAACUCCUUGUCAGUCUAGUGGGCUCCACUCAAACGCACUCAGACGCAUUCUCACAAAGGGAAGCUGGAGCCGUCCCCGGUCCCCGUCUCUCGGGAGAGAGCCAGCUUGCGCAGUGUGCCAGAAUGGAUAGACGUGAGGUGGCGAGAACGUCUUGUCUGGGAAUUUUCAACUUAACAUGGUGGUGUAUUGCUUUAUGUAACUUGGAUGUGGAAUAGUCUGGAUUCUUUUGCAUCCCGCGUUGACAGCAUCAAAUCGUGGAGAAGACCCGUAUUGUUUUGACGCACUGACUGUAUGUAUAGUUGCACGUACUUUUGUCAAAUCAACUGAGCGCCAAAAAGAGAUAUGUUCCAUGGGCUUGUCCGUUUGACAUUCGGAUAUCACGGAUCUCACCGGUGUUCUGGCGGCAGCCGUUAGCAGGUGCGCGUCAAGAUCAGCGGCUGCGCGAGCUGCCGAGGUCCUGCAACAGAACCGAGCCGAACUGAUCUGAGCAGUGUGAGUGUGUCAUGCGGAGUCGUCUGUCGGCCGCGAGAAGCCUCUAAACCCCGUGGACAGGAGCUGAAAUAUCAGCGGACAUGGGUUCGGCCAUGCGGCGGCGCUGGUUCAUGGUGCCCCUGCUGCUGGUGCAGGCGUGGCUGUCGGCGUUGCCGUGCCUCGCGGAGCGCCCGUGUCCCAAGAGCUGCCGCUGCGACGGCAAGAUCGUCUACUGCGAGUCCAGCGCCUUCCGCGAUGUGCCCAAGAACCUGUCAGGCGGCUGCCAGGGCCUGUCGCUGCGCUACAACAGCUUAGCCGGUCUGCGCGCCGGUCAGUUCGUGGGUCUCAACCAGCUCAUCUGGCUCUACCUGGACCACAACUACAUCGCCAGCGUGGACGCGCGCGCCUUCCAGGGCAUCCGGAGGCUGAAGGAGCUCAUCCUGAGCUCCAACAAGAUCACCAUGCUGCACAACACCACCUUCCACCCGGUCCCCAACCUGCGCAACCUGGACCUGUCCUACAACAAGCUCCAGGCUCUGCAGCCCGGUCAGUUCCAGGGCCUGCGGAAGCUGCUGAGCCUCCACAUGCGCUCCAACUCGCUGAAGAACAUCCCCGUGCGUCUGUUCCAGGACUGCCGCAACCUGGAGUUCCUGGACCUGGGCUACAACCGCCUGCGCAGCAUCACGCGGAACGCCUUCUCGGGUCUGGUCAAGCUGACUGAGCUGCACCUGGAGCACAACCAGUUCUCCAAGAUCAACUUCUCGCUGUUCCCACGCCUCUACAACCUGCGCGCGCUUUACCUGCAGUGGAACCGCAUCCGCUCCAUGAACCAGGCGCUGACGUGGACCUGGACGUCUCUGCUGAAGAUGGACCUGUCCGGCAACGAGCUCCAGGAGAUCGACCCCGAGGUGUACCAGUGGAUGCCCUCUCUGCACACCCUCAACCUGGACUCCAACAAGCUGGUGAACGUGUCGGCCGAGGCCGUGGCCAACUGGGUGUCGGUCACCACCAUCAGCCUGGCGGGCAACAUGUGGGACUGCGGCGCCGCCGUCUGCCCCCUGGUGGCCUUUCUGAGGAACAUCAAGGGCGGCACCAAGGAGAUCACCAUGAUCUGCGCCUCGCCCAAGGAGCAGCAGGGCGAGAAGGUCAUGGAGGCCGUGGAGACCAACGGCGUCUGCAAGCUCACUCCGACCGCCAACGCACCCACCGACGCCCGAACCCCCGCCGAGACCGAGCCCCGACCCCACACGCCCCUCACCUCUGGCCACGGGAGGAAAGCGGUCGAAGCAGGCACCCCCUGGGUGUUGGCCACCCCAUUCCCCCCGACCCAGUCGGCGGAGCCGCCUCCUCCCGACCAGGACCGGGAGCCCGUGUCCUUCCACAAGAUCGUGGCGGGCAGCGUGGCGCUCUUCCUGUCGGUGGCCAUGAUCCUGCUGGUCAUCUACGUGUCGUGGAAGCGCUACCCGAGCAGCGUCAAGCAGCUGCAGGAGAACUCGGCGUCGGCGCGGAAACGCCGGAAAAAGGCCCGCGAGACGGAGAGCACACUCAGCUCUCCACUGCAGGAGUACUAUGUGGACUACAAGCCCGCCGGACCCGAGGCCAGCGACGUGCUGGUCAACGGAACCGGACCCUGCGCCUACUCCGUCUCUGGCUCGCGUGAGUGUGAGGUCCCUCAUCAGAUGAGCACGCUGGCGUUCUAUCGGUACGAGCAGCCCAUUGUGGACUACUGUCAGGCCCACCAGCCCAUGCGUCUGCACGUGGGCUACGAGGGCCCCCCCCAGUGCGUCCCCCAGGGCAUGGAGCCCCUGGAGCAGCUGGGCGUGCCACCCUCCCACCCCACUGGCACGGCCACGCGCGACCGCAGUGCCAUCCAGACGGUGGCGCUGCCCGCCAUCCCGCCUGUGGGCACCCGGUCGCCCCCGCCCCCUCUCCGCUCCAACCCGGGCGCGGAGACCCCCAGCGUCCGCUACCCCACCACCGAGCGCCAGACGUCCACCCUCACCUUCGGACGCUAGUGCGCCCUCGGGGGAGCCGGGACGCGAGGCCGACGAGCGGUGUGGAGCGGACGAGAGUGAGGUCCAGGGCCUUGCAGCUGGGGGCUACUACUUUCAGUAUGAUGAAAGACCACAGACGCGAUCGUGUCGCCUGAUGGGAUUAUCACAGACGGGGUUGAAUUGCAGAUUACGUGAUUCAUCAUCACAGCGAGUUCAUCACAGACCGGAUUAUCUCAAGCAGGAUUAUCUUGGAUGUGAUCGUCACAGACAAAAAAUAAAUAAAUUCCACCGGUGGGACGGAAUUAUCACAGACAGGACUCUGUCUCAGUCACUCGUCUCUUUGGCUGAGGAUUCCUCUUUUAUUAAGGGAGACCGCAGCCUCCAGCGAAAGAUUUCUUCAAACACACACACACACACACACACACACACACUCUCACACACACAAAGGCCCCUGCAGGGCCGACUGACAGGAAAUGGCUUCAUCUGAGGGGAGUUUGGCCUGCACCUCUCACAGGCCACUGGUGGCUCUCCAUCCUUCUGAUUUCAUUUGUCUUUCAUUCUUAACAAAAAAGGACACUCUCCCUCCCUCCCUCUCUCUCUCUCCCCAUGGAACCACAGGCAGGGGGACGUGACACAGCGAAAUGCGAUAUGAUGGCGCUUCAGAUGUUGCUGUGUUUAACAUGGUUGCCACGCCGACCCGGCAUCACAAUCGGCACCCCGGAAUGGCAACCACUCUGAGGGCUGGAUAAUGGAAUCUUACCCCCCUGCCGUGCGGAGAAUGAAACGAUGAGGCGAAAUGCGCAAUAAACAAGGCUUCUGGUGAAAGGUCGGAACGAAACACUCAUAAGAGACUGACAGAGAGCAAAGAGAGAGAGAGAGAGAGAGAGAGAGAGAAGGAGAGAGAGAGAAGGCAUUAGAGUGUUUAGCUGAGCUCAAAGGCCUCUCGCUGCUGCACUCAUUCCAAAUGCAAGUCAGCACUCAUAAACACUGUCAUUAUUUGAUUAAAAAGAGUGAUGUGAUCAGAGAUGAUUGGUUGUAAGACAGACUGAGGGUAAAAAAUAACAAGUCUUUUUUUUAAUUUUUUUUUUAUUUUAAUCAUCAACUGUUUAAACUGAUGUCUCACUGCUCAGCCGAUGUACACGUGUACCAAAGAUCAAGCUGUUGUUUUAAAUGUACAUAAUGAUCUCUCGUCCUCUCUCUCUUUUUGAGUCCACUCUGCAUGGACAUUAUUUGUACACAGACUCACUUCUCUUUGUGAGCACCCCAAAAUGCUCUGCGGACGCUCAACAGUCCAAUGAGAACCUCCGAUGUCCAGCAGAAGGGGAAUACAUGAGACCUUCACCAUCAACUCCUCUUGGACUCCUGUGCUUGCAUUGCGCUGGGCUCACCUUAUCUCUCCCUGCGUCUACAUAAUCAGAUAUUUGGUCAACAACGUCAUGAUUUUUGGAGAGAACCAUCUAUUUUCCCCUUGAGCUGUGUGUGUGUAUGUGUGUGUGUGUGUGUGUGUGUGUGUGAGGGUUUAAGAAUAUGGCCCUUCUCUCAUUCCCUACAGCCUACAUCGAGGGUCCUGCUGAACACGACUCCAAGGGAUUGGCCCCCAUUUUUAUCUUAUCUCGCUCCAAAACCCGAUUCUCUCUCUCUCUCCCUCUCUCUGUCUCUCUCCACAACUCCUGAAGUAGACCGCAGCGGUCAGUCCGGUCCAUCUAAAAGAGAGGGACCACCAGACCAGUGAAAGGGGGGGUUAUUGCCUGGAUACCCAGAUCCUUGUCACCCGCUGUGCCUGCGUGUUUGGACCUAACACCAUGAAUGUGGACGUGGCACAAGGCCUGAAUGCUCUCCGUUUCUCGGCCAUCCGACGUCCUCAGAGGCCGGCCCAGUAACAUUCCCUUUUUUUCGUGAUUUCGUCCCCCCUUGUGGAUUCGCAUUACUUCUGGACAGCACACACACGGAGCCUACCCAGCAUCCUUUGCUGCUUCAGUGACUGGUCUGCCAGACACGCUGCAAAGCCUGACUGCGGGUUAGGCUACGGUGUGCUAAGGCAGAUGACUGACAGUCCAGCGGGCUCAGAUCUUCUCGCUCUCCGGAGAUGUUUGGAGGAAGGGGAGAAGGAGGAAGAAGCUGACAUUGUGUUUGCUGACUAACGCUGAGAUGACUCGAGCGAACGCGAGUUUGAUGUAUAUAGAGAGUAACGAGAGAGAGACUCUGAUCUCUCGGCUUCCUGUGAAACUUGCUGGUGUUUGUGAGCAACAGGAAGCCUGACUCUUAGGGAUGACCCCACCACCCCAACAGAGCUCAAUAUUUUUCUAUCUGCCCUCUGCCACCCCCCACCCCCCCACCUUCAGCUCACACAUCACAUUAGUUAAUACCCCACACCCCCACCCCCUACCACACAUCACAUUAGUCAAUACCCCCACAUCCCCGCAUCUCACACAUCACAUUAGUUGAUACCCCCACAUCCUCACAGCUCACACAUCACAUUAGCUAAUACCCCCACAUCCCUGCCCCCCACCACUAGCCACUUAAGCCCACAACUGGCCUGAGGAAACAACUGGCCUGAGGAAAUCUCUCCUCCAAUCAGGGUAAAGUUUUCACCCUUUCUCCCCUCCCUCCUGUCUGACGUGCCCUUAUUUGGUGUUUUCCAAGUUGCUUGUCGUUUCAGUGAGCGUCCAGUGAGGCCUGCUGUACUGAUGCGUUGCGUCCAGUGAGGCCUGCUGUACUGGUGCGUUGGCUCUCUGUAGUGCACCUCACUAUGUUGUGAGGUUCAGCUAUUUGUUUGAUAUCUAUGACCAGCCCGGCCUCUCCUACUGAAAUAAAACUCUGUUCUGUUCCAUCAAAUGAGGUGAAACAGAUUACUCCACUGUUACAGAUUACUCCACUGUUACAGAUUACGCCAGAUUACUCCACUGUUACAGAUUACUCCACUGUUACAGAUCACUCCAGAUUACUCCACUGUUACAGAUUAGAAGAGUAUCUGGUAUUACAGAUUACUUACCAUAGUCCCAAAUGAAGCCCACUCACAUGUUACAGAUUACAUAUAUACAUAAAACACUAUUUCAGAUUACUUAAUAUUGUUCCAGAGAAUCUUAUUCACUGUUACAGUUACAGAUUACUUACCACAGUCCCAACAAAACCUCAUCGACUGCAGCAGAUUACUGUAGUCCCGUCAGAAUCUUAUUUACUGUCAUGGGCUACUUACUGUACUUGUAAGUCCAUAGUCCAAGCAGAUAUCAUCGAACACUGCAGAUUAUUUACCAUAGUCCAAGCAGACAUCACCAAAUGCUGCCGAUUACUUACCAUAGUCCAACCAAACAUCAUCAAACGCUGCAGAUUACUUAUCAUAGUGCAAGCAGACAUCAUCAAACGCUGCAGAUUACUUACCAUAGUGCUACUUACUGUACUUGUAAGUCCAUAGUCCAAGCAGAUAUCAUCAAACGCUGCAGAUUACUUACCAUAGUGCAAGCAGACAUCAUCAAACGCUGCAGAUUACUUACCAUAGUCCAACCAAACAUCAUCAAACGCUGCAGAUUACUUAUCAUAGUGCAAGCAGACAUCAUCAAACGCUGCAGAUUACUUACCAUAGUCCAACCAGACAUCAUCAAACGCUGCAGAUUACUUCUUGUUAUGCCAUCAGAAGUGUUUCCGGUGCUGCGUGCUGUGUUCACAACAGAGGUCUGUUCAUUGUGGAGGACUAUCAACUGAGGCCCCAACAGAAUCCAGUUUACUGUUUCAUGGGCAGCUCUUCGCUAAGAGGAACAAAUAAGUCAAAUAAAUAUGAAUAAUAAUAAUGAUAAUAAAAACAUAUGAUCAAAUAUUAUCAUCAUCAGAUACACAUGAGUCAGAUGUUGCCAGGACAACAUCAAAGAGUAAACGUGUGUAUUCUCUGCCACUCAGAACAGGCUACGGAAUUAGUGAGAGAGAGUGUGGGUCAGCGCCUACUUAAUCACUCUUGAUUACCAUAGUGGCUAUGUGUGUGUGUGUGUGUGUGUGUCUCAGAUGUUGCCUAUGGUUACAUGUCAGUUCUGUCACAUUCUCAGCAUUCCCUGUGAAUGACUUUGUUAAAUGUUGAAUUCCUCUACUUGAGAGCACAGAUUUAAUGAUCCAUUACAUAAUGUGAGCAUACGAGGAUCAGAACAUCGGAGCGGAGCCCAGAGCCUUGCUAUACUACACUGCACUGCACUGCACAGCAGGCACACUAAUAAUUAUUCCUGCAGUUAAAUCUCAUUAUGGAGGGAAGUCCCACAGCAGUACAGUGAGCUUUUCAGAUCACCACACACACACACACACACACACACACACACACACACACAGCAGUACAGUAAGGUGUUCAGUCAAUACACACACACACACACACACACACAGCAGUACAGUAAGGUGUUCAGUCAAUACACACACACACACACACACACACACACACAGCAGUACAGUAAGGUGUCCAAUCCUAAAGGGAGGUUGAGUGGUCAGAUAUGCAUGCAUGUUUGUGAGUGUGCUUGCAGUGUCCCUAUGCCAUCAGUUUAAACUUAUUUCUGAAAAUGUAGCUUGGUUGUUACUACAUGCACACACACACACACACACACACACACUGCUCUAGGCCCCAUACACUGCUGUUGUAGAUAGUCUGUCUGUGUGGCACUGUUCCCAUCACCAUCCUGUCUCCUCUCAUUUCCAACUGCAGUCCACAGCCUGAGAUUGUCCCCCUCUCUCUCUCUCUCUCUCUCUCUCUCUCUCUCUCUCUCU
Alosa alosa (allis shad) is the source of this 7399-nucleotide messenger RNA. Its product is annotated as leucine-rich repeat transmembrane neuronal protein 4. Gene Ontology annotation, molecular function: protein binding. NCBI's taxonomy places the organism in Eukaryota, Metazoa, Chordata, Actinopteri, Clupeiformes, Clupeidae. The record is from RefSeq and is a predicted model, not a curated record. The coding region runs from base 773 to 2686 and encodes 637 amino acids. The transcript is spliced from 3 exons.